Messenger RNA from Octopus sinensis (East Asian common octopus), 3399 nucleotides. RefSeq names its product colorectal mutant cancer protein. The record is from RefSeq and is a predicted model, not a curated record. The coding region runs from base 187 to 3096 and encodes 969 amino acids. The transcript is spliced from 17 exons. NCBI's taxonomy places the organism in Eukaryota, Metazoa, Mollusca, Cephalopoda, Octopoda, Octopodidae.
UCGGUGACACAGACUUCUGUGAGAGCAUACUACCUCCACCACAAUACAACUACAGCACCGUUAUUACACUACACCACCAUACCACUACAAUUCUUCACUCUUUACAUUCCUAUACAGCUGUACCUCCAUUCUAACAUUGCUAUAUUCACAACCACCGCUACCACCACACAUCACCACAGCACCCCUAUGACGAUUCUGAUGGGUAUCAAAAUGUUGGCGUUUCGGAAAAGCCAGCAUUCCUUAAAACAUUUCAGUACCAUCUACACAGUGAAAUCUUCUGGAUUUGAUUCCACCUUACAAAGUUUGGAUAAUUUAAAACUACACAGCAAAACUGUAGAUUCAGGAACUUUUCACAAGUUAUGUUCAAAUUUUUCAAAUACUCAGGAGUUUAUUGAUUUUAUCAGUAAACUCCAUUUAGCCGCCCUGACCUCACUGAAGGAGGAAAUAAUAGAUGUCUCAAACCGUCUCCAACAUGUCACGGGGGAGAAGAACAUGCUGGAAAAGCAGAUUAACAAAGCUCAGACUGAUAAAUUACGUAUACAACGAGACUAUGAAGAUAAAGUGGAGAAAAUCACAUCUCGCUACGAGGAGAGGAUCACAGAACUUCAUAGCGUCAUCGCUGAGCUACGCAAGAAAAUUGAUAGACACAACAUAAAUAUUAUAAGAGAAGAAGAUGAAUAUGAAGACCAGUCAGAUGCUGGGCAAAGUGCCAAAAGCAAUGAUGACUUGGGUAGUGUUAAUGAUGUCAUUAGUCUAAAUGAGAAUAAUGCUAAUGAGUCACUGGCAGCAAGCAUAGCUGCAGAUAUCGGGCCAGAAAUAAAUGCCGACUACACACAUGGCUUGGUUCACGGGCUGCCCUCACUCAGCCGGAAAAACCUUACAGCAGUCACACGGUUGGCUGCUGCGGCCGACACUGGCACCUCCAGUGAUGGUGACACUGGUGGUGGUGAUGGUGGGGGUGUCGGCACCGGUAUGGUUAAAGCAAUAAACAGAAGGGAUGCUGACAGGGAGAACGACAAUGAUGGUGAAGAUGAUGACAACGAUGAUGGCGAUGUUGAAGGUGAUGAUGAUGAUCAUCAUCCUCAUCAUCAUGACGAAGACUACGACGAUGAGGACGACGAUGAUGAUGAUGAUGAUGUAAUGGUAGUAGACAAGAGAAAUGUGAAAAUGACAAAAAGUCGUAGCAUGGCCCCGCACAUGGAUAGCUUUGAAGAUAAUGUAAUGCAGAUUUGUAAGAAAGUGAAGGAGUUUAGCUUUGAUUCAGCGAAGAACAUGAGUCGGAAGUUGAAGCCGACCUUCCACCCACCUCCACCACCACCCUCUAACGACCUACCUCCAACCUCUGACCUUCAGGACGAACUCAACAACGUACGACAACAUAACAACACCCUCACAGAGCAGGUUGGACGACAGGAGGUUGAGCUGAACACAAUGAAGGUUCACAUGUGUACCAUGAGGGAUGAUAGGGACCGGUUCAAGAAGAAGGUGCGAGAAUUACAAUCACAAUUACAGUAUUUUGAAAGCUCAGUUCAUUCAGAUAGCCGGACAUCCACUCCUAUCAAGUCCCCAGUGAUAAGCCCAACUGCUGGAAAGCGAGCUUUGGCAACCAAUGAACAAUUCCCUGUGGCUAAGAUUGCUGAACUAAAGAAAUUAAAAACAUGUGCGAAUGAUAAGCAGCAGCUACCAAAUGCCAAAGUGGCAGAGCACCUAGUGCAGAGUCUGCAGGAAUGUUCCAGUAUGCAGGAAAUAGUGCAGACAGUCUACAAAUGUGGGAAUGAGAUCUCCGAAAGCAAGAUCCGUGAAUUUGAGAUUGAAUUUGAACGCCUGAAUAGCAAAAUUGACCACUGGAAAUCUCAGUAUGGACUGUUGGCAUUAAACCUGGAGGAAAGCAAGACCCUCACAGACCGACUAAGUGUGCUCAUUGGCAAGUACGAGUCGAACAACACAGCGCUCCAGCUGGCCAUCAACUACUCUGAUCAGGCAAUUGAGGCAUGUGAGGUGUUGUGUGCUGUUAUGGAGAGUGAACAUGGUUUCAAUCUGGCUAACUUUCACGCCAGUGGUCUUAGUGGAUUCGCAGGUGAACCGGCAUCAGAGAAGGAGCAACAACAUGCUGCACACCUUCUUCAGAAGGCAUACCAAGCCCGACAGACAGCGGUGAGCAUGGCUAAGCAAUUACUGCAGAAACUGGACCGCAGUUGCGGUAUCAACACUCCCCAGAACUGUUCACCUCGGCCGUGGGAUGAUAUGUCAACAAGCCACACUGUCAGCACAACAACAGGUUCAGAUGGAAGUGCCGCUGCUGCUGCUGUUGUAUGUGAUGAAGUAGAUUUCAGCAAAUCAGAUGAGCUGCGACUACGAGAAUAUAUCCAGCAAUUGAAGAACGACCGUGCUUCGGUGAAGAUGACCGUCAUGGAACUUGAGAGUGUCCAUGUGGACCGGGCUUCAGACUCCGGCCCUGCACCGAGCAUCGACACCCAGAGUUUGGAUCUGGAGAAUGCAGUACUCAUGCAGGAGUUAAUGGCCAUGAAGGAAGAAAAGGCUGAACUUAAAUCUCAAAACUACCUACUAGAGAAGGAGAAAAAGGCCUUAGAUCUUCGGAUGAGUGACAAGGAGUCCCAGGGUCAGGCCUAUCGUCUCCAGAUUGACCAUUUGAACAAUGAAAUCAAGGAACUACAGCAUCAACUCAAAGAACGACACAGUUCCAAACAUGCACAGGAUGUUGAUAAUGCUGACAGUGGCAAUGUAAGUAUAGACGGUCAUGCCAAUGAGAUUAGUGAGGCCCAGAGACGGGAGAAGAAGCUGAAAGGUAGAAUACAGGAGUUGAUGAUUACUUUGGAGAAACUCUCACGAAACUCAGAGAUUCGACAGCAACAAUCAACGGAAUUUGUGAAUGACUUGAAGCGUGCCAAUUGUGCCUUGAUAUCAGCUUUUGAAAAAGCCAAGAAAAAAUACCAGAGCCGCUUGAAAAAGAUGGAAACUCAGAUGCAAGAGAUGAAGAAACAGUAUGAAAAACAAUUGCGUCAGAAUGAGAAUCGGCCAGCAUUGCCAGAUGACAAGACCCACGCUGCUGCCUCUACAAAUGAGACAUCCCUAUAGCAACACACCACACCCCCACUCCCAAUCCCUUCUCCUCCUCCUCCUCCUCCUCCUACUACUACUACUCCCUUUUGAAUUCCAUGGCAGCCCAUCCUAUCUCCACCAUUAUCACUAGCACACUCACCACCACCACCACCAACACCACCUUUAUUUAUUUCAAACCACUUUUUACAACUUACUACUCACCCCACGCCCUUUACACCCAUUCAAUGCAUAUUUCAGGCUUGUUAUAUAUAUAUAUAUGUGUGUGUCUGUGUGUAUAUAUAUAUAUUAAUCACGUGACCAUCACGUGACCGACCAGUC